Toxoplasma gondii ME49 is the source of this 2864-nucleotide messenger RNA. RefSeq lists its product as hypothetical. NCBI's taxonomy places the organism in Eukaryota, Apicomplexa, Conoidasida, Eucoccidiorida, Sarcocystidae. The transcript has 8 exons. Gene Ontology annotation, biological process: regulation of mitotic cell cycle; regulation of cyclin-dependent protein serine/threonine kinase activity. Bases 640 to 2187 code for a protein of 515 amino acids. Gene Ontology annotation, cellular component: endomembrane system. The record is from RefSeq and is a predicted model, not a curated record.
CGUUUCAACUCGCUGGAUGGAACCUGCGUGUGUGGACGUGGGUCGCUGUACGUACACCGCAGAUGUGGACGGAUGUGCAUCUGCACAAGCGAAGCAGUGUGUUUGUGUGUCGUUGUCCAGGAGCGCUCCCGAACAAUCUUGAUUUCUUUUCAAGGAGCUCUGCGGGAGAAAUUUGUCCUUCUGUCCUCGAGCGUUUCAUUUCUGUCGUCGUCCUGUCUCUUCCCCGUCUUCGCGUGGAAUGUGAGCCACCCAUGCACAGUCUGUAGGGAAGGGAGGGAAGGAAGGGAAGGAACGGAGAACGGCGGACGAGGAAGAAGCGAGGCACAGUGGAAAGGGAGAGAAACGAGUGGAGCCGCGCGGCGGCCCUCGUCUGCGUGUUUUCUCGUCUAGAGAAAAGAGGCGGACUGCGCGUCUCUUGUUUCCCUCUUCGCCUCCUGUGCAAAUCUGCUUCUGACGCUCCUCCAAGAGACAACUGGAACUUUCACCUGCCCACCACCCCGAAAGCGAAGACAACACGAAACGAAGAGUACGGGGCGAGACGACAGAGAAGAGGGAAGAUUCAAGAAGAUCAAGAAGGGCAUGGACGCGAGCCGAUAAAGAGCAAAGAACGCAGAUCGAAGACGUCAAAACGAGAGCAAGAUGAGUUUCGGCGGGGGCGGAGUCCAGGCGCAGCUGGAUGUACCGUACCAGAAAGUUGCGGACUGGCUUCUCUGUCGGCGUCAGGUUGCAGACAACUGGGCACAGCUGCUGAAAGCUGCCCACGCACACGUUGCAGAGGCUGUCACGCAGGGUGUCGGGGACGAGCAGGUGGCUCAAGAAUUUCUUCAGAAGAAUAAAGACGAACUCCAUUACCUGAAAAUAAAAGAACUCGUUUCGAUCCUUUCUCAGUCUUCACAAGCUUCAGCGUCUCUUCUCAGUCUCUCCUUCGGCUGUUCUCCGUUUCGGCGAUGGCGGGCUCUGCAGCGCGCGAUGGAAAAAGGCAACUUGCACAUUCUUGACAUGAGCAGGUGGCUUAGUCGGCAUCUCAACGACAACAUCCCCGUUCUCCAACGAUCCAUUCAGGCGAAGCAGAAGCAGAUCACCGACGGAGGCAAGCGGAAGCAGGAGCUGCAGCGUGCGGCCCAAGAGGCGGAGUGUGCGUACACCGCGUUGUGUGACAAGUAUGGAAUUCGCCCAGGGUCUGGUCCAGCGGAGGAAGGUCGUCUAGAAGAGGCUUUGAAGAAGCAGAUUCUCGUUCACGUCAGCAAACUGUUGCCCGAGCGUUUGAAGGAAGCGGAGAAGCUUCUCGUCGCCGAGGGUCCGGCCAUCAUCGAGAUGUACAGACGCUUCCGCGUGUACCAGCGAGGCGAGGCCAGCGAGGCGGCUUCAGAAUCCCCAGAAGAUUUCCUGCCAAUGCUGCGGUUUGUCGCCGCUCACGGAAACGCGCCGGCGACUGUCGCGCUGAAGCUUGUCGACCCAGAAGGCGCAUGCAAAGAGGACAUCCAGAUACAACGAGCGGAGUCAGGUGGGAGAGAAAAGGAAGCGGCCUGCCUCGGCAUCGAAGUCGAGGAUCAUGGUGAAGGCGACCGAGAAACCGGCGCGAGUGCAGAGGCGCAGAUCGAGGUGAUCACAGUCGAAGAGGGAGAGGAGACAGGGGGGGAAGUGAGCCUGUUCGAAUCUCGACUUUGCCGCCGAGCACUGCUUGACGACGUCCACGAGCUCCACGCCUUCCUGUAUCAACGUCUGAAGGAGUGUGAAGAAGAUGGCAGCCGAGGGAAAAAGUCAGUCGGAAAAAAGGCCGGGCACACUGCCGGAGUAGCUCAACUCACGAGCUUGCCGGAGGAACUUGUCGUUCCUGCUGGUCAGCUGGGCACGUGGCUGAAAGCAUGCCAGAUGGUAGAAGAACUCCUCGGCGGUCGGGAGACUUUGGAUCUUCUUCAACUGAGGCAGAGUGAAACUCAGAUGAGCAAACUUGUUUCCCUGUUCUCUCUGACGCGCCGCAACGUCCGCAAGUCUCUCAGUGCGGCAGUACAGUUGGAGAGACGUCUGACCGAGCAGCAGGGCGAGAUCAAGGAAGAGCAAAACAAGUUGAAUGCGCUCAAGGCAGAAGCUCGGGAGCUCCGGAAGGCCCUUGAGGAAGCCUUGGAGACCGUCGUCAAGGGGGCGAAAGUGACUCUCGUUGGAAUCCAGCCAGACAAACUUGCGUAGAGGGAUUUGUACAGAAAAGUCACAGAAUAUGAAGAUGCCUCGUCUGUGCAUGUUUUUCUCAAAACGGAUGCUUCUGCUCCGCGGUCGAUAGAUCCUCCUCCCUUCGUGUGUCUCCGCCCUCCGUGUUCCUCUUCCCCCUUCUUCGUUUCUCUCCUGCUGCUGAGUCUCCGCUGUUGGUGUGUGUGUGUUUGCGUCCUCUGACUCGCUAGGGCUCUCCUCUCUUUCUCACUUUCCCUUAUGCCGCGGCGUGUCGGUGGGCCGAUCUUGUUUGCCACUCUCGAUCGGCCGGCCUCUGCCUGCGACCUCAGGCUUUUCUUCUGCCUCUUGCCGUAUUCUCUCUCUCUGCGCGUCGGAUUCUGUGAGCUGUCGAUACACGGGGUGACCAUGUGUGAACCGUUUCGCUCUCACCCUCUCAGAAGUUCGCGCGACAGCAGCGUCCCGCGCGCUCCUGCACUCGGGCUUGACUGCCUGCGUUCUGUAGUCCGAUUUGUGGUGGACGUGGUGACACGCCAGAGAGAGCCCUCAGGUGACUUGUGUCGGGUGCGGGCGGGAGUAUUUUCGCAUUCGUUUCAGUCCCCGUUUUGACCGCGGAUGCAGUUGUCUAUCUAGCACAGUCGCAAAGGAAACUUUGCCUUUCUCUCCGAGAGCGGAACGCUCACUGGGAAAGAAAACCCGAG